CAUUCCCAAGGUUGUCGACCUGAUCAACGCCAUGCGACGAGCAUCAGUGCCGCUAUCCUCGCUUAGCGGUGGUCGCUGGAAGAGUAGAUUUAAUUAUAAUUCUGCCAUCAGAAGUGACACGUCGGCAUCUUAUUGCCUGGCCGAACCGUCACACCCCUUACGGCAAAUCAGGCGGGAUCGUGAGGCAGCGAGCCUUUCCCGGCUUGAUGGAAUAACGGAGGGUCCUUUAGCUAAGCCAUCGAUACUGUCGGAUUCUAGGACUGUCACACAGAACGGUCGACGUUUCGUGAAUAAGUCGCAGAAUGAUAUUGGCGACGAGGGUUUCGACUCCUCCCUCGCACUGUUUCGCGACUGCUUCCUGGACGAGUCGCAGAGCGACGUGCGACGAAACGGCGACCGCUGUGCGACGUCGCACGGGUGUGCGAAGCGAGCAGCAGGAGAAGAUGCGUGCUGCGAUCUUGGGUGCGAGAGGUCAGCCAGGAGAGUGAAGAUCGCUGAACCGAGUGAUGCUCCUGACACCAUGAUGGCUGUAACAGUUCACAAUCGUAGCAGGUCCCAUUAUGAUGUCGGUAAUUACAAUUAUGAUAACCUAAACUAUGAUGUCACGAGUGCCGAAAUUGACGUUACUGGAAGAACUCAGGCGCGGAACCCGGCCAAUCAUGUGGAGCAUUGUGAUGGUGGUGACACCGAUGGUGGUGGCUGUAAUGUUGGUGACUAUAACGAGGCCUUGGGUUCGGAAGAAGACUCCUACGACGACCAUGACGAGAUAUCCGGGAUGAUGACUCAGCACCAUGCCGACGUGACGUGGCAGACCGAACAUCUCGAUGCAGCAGGAAGAAUAGAGGAGGCUGAAGCAGGGGGGAGGGAAGAUGAGCCUGCUUUUGAGUCGAAUCAAAGGCAGAUUGACCAUUUUCCUGCAGCAGAAGAUACACAAGGGGGGUCUGAAGCAAGUUGCAGAGACGGUGAGGGUUCGGGAAGGAAAGCCGAAGCUGCAGGUCAGGUGUGGGGUGGCAGUGAUUGGGUGGAAAUGAGAUCCUGGCGGAGAGAGAAGCUGAAUGAGAGGAGUGUGAGUGUAUUAGAGGAGAGUGAGAAAGACGUGAGUGUGAGAGUGGUGAGUGAGAGAGGAGUGAGUGAGGAGAGGGAUGACGAUCAGCCAGAGGAGGAGGAAGAGGAGAAGAAGGAUGUGGUGGUGUUGGGAGAAGAGGAGGCGGGUGAUGAUGUGAUCGAGCUUACAUGGACGGAUGACGAGGAUGAGGAAGAGAGAAAAGAGGAAGGAGACGAGGGAGAAGGGGAAGGUGAGGCGGAAGGUGGGGAGGAAGGUGGGGAGGAAGGUGAGGAGGAAGGUGAGGAGGAAGGUGAGGAGGAAGGUGAGGAGGAAGGUGAGGAGGAAGGUGAGGAGGAGGGAGACCUGGUAGAGGAGGUGUACGGCAGCGUGGAAGAGCCUGACGUGGACUGCCCAAUCUGUGGCUGCCACCUGUCCGACCUGGAGCCAAUCAAACGCGAGCAGCACUCCAACACAUGCUGGGAUUCCUUGGCAAGGGAUGGUGGGAGACGAGAGGGGACGGAGGCGAGGGGGGUAAGGCAAGAGGGGGAGGAGGAGGAAGAGGAAGAAGCGGGGGGAGACGAGAAUUCAACAAUGGCUCGGGUGCUGUGGAUGAAGAUAGAGGCGGGAGGCAUGGGGCCAUGGAGGAGGAGAGGAGUGGGGGAGGUGAGGGAGGAGGAGAUUGAGAAAGAAGGGGAAGGAGAGGAGGAGAAGGAACGGGGAGAGAAGGAGACAGAGGAAACGAAGGAAACUGAAAAGGAAAGGCAGCAAGUGGGCGGAGCGUCAGGUGGUGCGUCAGGUGGUAUGUUAGGUGGUGCGUCAGGUGGUGCGUCAGGUGGUGCGUCAGGUGGUGCGUCAGCUGGUGCGUCAGGUGCUGUAGCUGCUCAGAGGCGGCUCAUCACAGACUUCUUUGGCGGCAACAGUGGGCACAGACCACCGCCCCAACCACAACAGCAGCAGCAGCAGCAGCAGCAAAGAACUGGUACAAAGCCAGCGACUGCUGCUGCUGCUGCUGCUGCCUCUAGGUCUGCUGCUGCUGCUGCCUCUAGGUCUGCUGCUGCUGCUGCUGCUGCUGCUGCAAUAUCCGGCAGGCCAGAGCGAGUCAGUAGAGCCGUGACGUGGAGGCGACAGGUCACAGGAAGGCAAGAGGGUGGAAACAGUGGAGGAGGGGGUGGUGAUGGUGCAAGGGGAGCUGGUGCAACUGAGCUUGCCGGUGGGCCAGAGCGAGUCAGCAGGGGCGUGAAGUGGAGUGGACAGGGCGCAGGAAGGCAGCAGGGUGGAAACAGUGGCGGUGAGGAAGGUGCUAGAGUGGGUGGACGAGGGAGCUGGAGGGGCGGAGGAGGGAGAGGAGGAGGGCGGGGAGGAGGGAGAGGAGGAGGGAGGGGAGGAGGGAGAGGAGGAGGUAGGGCGGGAGGAUCACUAACCGAGCCUUGGGAGAUGAUUCCAGGCACUGAUUUCCUAGUGGAUGCGUUCAAGCGCACUUCUCCCUCGUGUCGCCACUGGUUCCUCACCCACUUCCAUGCUGACCAUUACAACGGUCUGACCAAAUCUUUCCGCUUCGGAACAGUCUAUUGCUCCCCAGUCACUGCCCGGCUCGUGAAACUCCGUCUCGGCCUGCCCGAGGAGAAACUUUGCGAGCUGCCCGUGGGCGAGCCGGUAGAGAUUGCUGGGGUGGGCGUGACACUAAUGGAUGCGAACCACUGCCCGGGGGCAGUCAUGAUUCUGUUUGAGCCUCCUAGCGGACAGGCUGUGCUGCAUACUGGCGAUUUCAGAUGGCAUCCCUCCAUGGCUGCUCUGCCCUGCCUUGCUGCCACUCGCAUUCACACGCUCAUUCUCGACACCACCUACUGCCACCCCAAGUACGAGUUCCCCCCUCAGGAGACGGCCCUGCAGUUUGUGGUGGAGGCCAUACAGGCAGAAACGUUCAACAGCAACGCGCUCUUUCUCAUCGGCACCUACACUAUCGGGAAGGAAAAGGUUUUUCUAGAAGCAGCAAAGGCGCUCAAGCGCAAAGUGUAUGUGGGGGCGGUCAAGAGGCGCCUUCUCACAUGCCUUGGUCUGGCUGAAGCGGACAUGGCAUGCGUGGCUGGAGAUGGCGAGGAGGCUUCCACGAACCUUCACGCCGUGCCGCUCUGGUCGAUCUCCAGCUUUAAAAGGAUCGAACACAUCGCCAAGUUCCACAGGCAUCGCUAUUCCACCAUAAUUGCCUUUUCCCCGUCCGGGUGGGCAUUUGACAAGUGCAAGAAGGCACGGCCCAUCCGGCGAAUGCAACGGGGCACCAUUGUCAGGUACGAAGUACCCUAUAGCGAGCACAGCAGUUUCUACGAGCUUCAGGAGUGUGUGAAGGCUGUCGAUCCGGAAGUCAUUAUCCCAAGUGUGCACAAUCACGGGCAGGGAGCAGCGCAAGCCAUGGUAGCAUUGCUAGCCGAAGGAGAAUCAAGCCAACGAAGUUGAGGCGGAUUAAACAUCUCCAGAAUGACGGUGUUUGAUCACUCCUAUGUAUUUCCGUUUCCGAGCAUGUGGGCAUGUGGGCGUGUGGUAAUGUUUUACAUCUAUGGAAAUUGGGCCAUUGAUUCUGCCUGGGGAAAAAUCAUUCUUGCCUUUCAGGUAGCCCGCAUGUUAGGCCCUUGUAUAUCCCGUUUUCAUUAUUAU
Messenger RNA from Closterium sp. NIES-67, 3694 nucleotides. The record is from the annotation of a GenBank genome assembly. NCBI's taxonomy places the organism in Eukaryota, Viridiplantae, Streptophyta, Zygnematophyceae, Desmidiales, Closteriaceae.